This is a messenger RNA of Zootoca vivipara (common lizard), 4778 nucleotides long. It is a transcript of the gene LPL, whose product is annotated as lipoprotein lipase. Gene Ontology annotation, molecular function: lipoprotein lipase activity; apolipoprotein binding. Lineage: Eukaryota; Metazoa; Chordata; Lepidosauria; Squamata; Lacertidae. The record is from RefSeq and is a predicted model, not a curated record. Gene Ontology annotation, biological process: lipid catabolic process; very-low-density lipoprotein particle remodeling.
GCCGGCUUGGUCUGGGUGGGGGGCAAGCGCGAGUAUCUUGCCUUCGUGCCAUUCCGAGGGCACCCUUCGAAUCCUCCUCGCCUUCGCACGGCGGAACUUGAGGGAAAAACUUUCCCGCACGGACGGCGCCCGCCACCUUGCGCUCGCGGAGCUUCUACCCCGGCCUCUGCUACCCCGGUCUCCGGAGCCAUGGACAGGCGCGCGCUGCUGGCAACCCUGUGCCUUUGGAGCCACUGCCUCGUCGCUGUCUCCUCCGAGCCCGGCGCCCCGAGCAGCAACGCCGGCGCCGCCCGCACCACCUCGGUCCCAAGGAGCACUACGGACAAAAAGAGGGACUUCAAUGGCAUUGAGAGCAAAUUUUCUUUAAGGACACCUGGGAAACCUGAUGAAGACACCUGCCUCAUAGUUCCUGGCCAGGAAACCAGUGUAGCGCAGUGCAACUUCAAUCACACCAGUAAAACCUUUGUGGUUAUACAUGGAUGGACGGUGACUGGCAUGUACGAGAGCUGGGUCCCCAAGCUGGUAAAGGCUCUGUAUCAAAGGGAACCUGACUCAAAUGUUAUUGUCGUCGAUUGGCUGGCUCGAGCCAGCUUACAUUAUCCAGAUUCUGCUGCCUACACAAAGGAGGUGGGAGAAGAUGUUGCCAAGUUUGUUGACUGGCUGGAGGAGCAAUUCAGUUACUCACUGAAUAAAGUCCAUUUGCUGGGAUACAGCCUUGGUGCCCAUGCUGCUGGCAUCGCUGGGAGUCUGACCACUAAUAAGAUUAACAGAAUUACCGGUUUAGAUCCCGCUGGCCCUAACUUUGAAUAUGCUGAGGCAUCCGUACGCCUUUCCCCAGAUGACGCUGUCUUUGUCGAUGUCUUGCACACUUUCACAAGGGGGUCCCCAGAUCGCAGCAUUGGAAUACAGAAGCCUGUUGGGCAUGUUGAUAUCUACCCUAAUGGAGGUAUCUUCCAACCUGGUUGCAACGUCGCGCAAGCCCUGCUCCUGAUUGCAGAAGGAGGACUUCAAGAUGCAGAUCAGCUGCUGAAAUGCUCCCAUGAACGCUCCAUUCACCUCUUCAUCGACUCCCUCUUGUACGAGGAAAAACCAAUCAUGGCCUAUCGCUGCAACUCAAAAGAAGCGUUUGACAAAGGGCUCUGCUUGAGCUGCAGAAAGAACCGCUGCAACAAUUUAGGCUACAAAGCCAACAGAGUGAGAAGCAAGAGGGGCACCAAGAUGUAUCUGAAGACUCGAAGUCAAAUGCCUUAUAAAGUCUUUCAUUAUCAAGUCAAGAUCCAUUUUUUCGCAAAGGUGAAUACAACCAAGAAAGACCAGCAAUUCCGUCUCUCUUUCUAUGGCACUAAGGAUGAAAGUGAGAAUAUUGCGAUUUCACUGCCCGAGAUCUCCACAAACAAAACCCAUUCAUUCCUGGUAUACACAGAGGUUGACAUUGGGGACUUGCUCAUUGUCAAAAUCCAGUGGGAGAAAGGGUCAUUUCUCGACUGGGCCGAUUGGUGGAGUACCCCUGAGUUUGGCAUCCAAAAAGUCAGAGUCAAGGCCGGAGAAACCCAGAAAAAGUUGGUGUUCUGUUCUCGUGAUGGAUUCUCUUACCUCAAAAAAGGAGGCGGAGCUGUGGAAUUUGUGAGAUGCCUUGGGAAAAACUCCAUUGAUCACGAUUCAUGAGACCAGGUCAAGUCACGAAAUAAAUAUCAGCGCUUGAGUUCCUCGAAGAAUAGCAAGUGGAUGAAGAAGUUCCAUUCAGGGAAAGAGCCAGUACGUUGGCUUUUCGGGGACUGAACCCAUUGAAAUAUUUAUCGGUCUUCUGCAAUGCUGUCUACUUUCUUCGUUGCUCUACGAGACUCUCGCCCAACCCAGGCUCUCUAGACUGGUUGCACCAGAAUGCGGUUGGGGUUGCCCAGUUGAAUGCACACCCAACUGAAAUGAAUGCAGUGCAAUAGACAACAUUUUCAACGAGAAUUCAAAUCCGUACUGUAUUCCCGAUCCAGCAAAUGAUAUGCAUGCAGAAGCCUUAAAAUAUGGGGAUGCCCUUAUGUGGGUCAGAGCAUUUUUGUUUCAUCUCAGUAUGCAAAAGAGCGCACAUUAGCCAACUGUUCUUUUUUUAAGGAAGCCUCUCAUGUUGCAUUAUUGAGAGCAAACUACCAUAAUUGUCACACUGCCUUGUUACAAAGUUCCUCACUUUUUUAUAAUGUACUGUGUGUGGGGAAAAAACAAACCAAAACUAUUUAUUUAAAGGCUAGAUAUUUCAACUGAUGAGUUUGUUUGGUUUUGAUAGUUUUUUUUAAAAUGAUCACUUGGACACUUUGCUGGACAAUUUCCAUUCAGGUCAUUCAUUCAUUGUUGCAUCCUUUGACUGAAAGGCAAUAAUUUCACUUGAAAGGGGGAGGGCAAUAGAUAAAGAGUUUUCACUUAACGUAUUCCUGUUAUAUACAUUUCUUAUUCAACCCUGAACAUGACUGAAAGACUGCAAGGUGAAGUCUCUGCAGCUGGUUAGCACUUAUGUACACUUAAGCAUUACUUAUUGAACACUUACUUUUUAAAUAGGAUAAUAAAUUUUCCAGAGAAGAAGCUAGCAUUUUUUAAUGUCCUAUCUUCAUUUUUUAAACAAGAAUACAGUGCAUCUGUAUAAAAACAUAUGCACCCUCUGGCACUGUACCAAGCAAGUAGUAAAAAGGAGUAACAGUAUGUUAAAACGUUGCCGGAACACUAUUUCCGUUAUCAAUUUCAAUUUGGCAACUCCUAGUCUUGAGCAAUUGUUACAGCUGCAAUCACUGUUCCUAGGACUAGGAUGAAGGACAAACACCUCUUUGCUGCUGGUAUUCUUAAAUUUUGGAAUGAAUCCUCUUUUGUUGCUCAGCAAUAUGAAGAACAGCAGAAGCUUGAAUAACAAAGAGUGUUUGUCUGAAAUCACGCUGGUUUUAACAAAAAGCAGUAUUGCACAAUUUUAGAAUAUGCACACUUUCAGAUUACGCACAAGCAUUACAUCCUUUGAAUCAGAACGUCAUGGACACAUGGACAAGCUAUAAAACAAAGGGGUCUUUACUAGCUUGCUCAGAAUACUUUACUAGUCAUUUCAGUUUUGUAGCCGAUAACUCAGUUAAAACAUAAAGCUGUUGUUUCAUGAGGAUACCUGAAAAAGCAUACCUGGAAAUAUAUAUGUACUGACCUUCUAGCUCUUGUUCGAGGGGCUAUCUGACAUUUAAUAUUUAUUGUUUGAGCAAAAACGUCACAAAUAAAUUGUUACCAAAAUCCUGUGUGGUGACAAAACUGUAGUCCAGUAUGCGCAUACCCCUGUCUAACACAACAGAAACGGAAUCCUUCAAGAACAUUCUUUUUAAAAAAGAAUGCAUAAUAGUUUAGCAGGCUCAAAAAUGAUUUCUGUGACCUUCUUUUUAGGCAGGAUAAUUCUGAUUUUGAUAACUAAGUAUUGAAGGAGAUCUAUAAAGAUGAGGCAGCGUUUCUUCUUGACGGAAGUUCAUACUUCCAUUUUCAAAUUCCUGAAAAGUGAGGGUUCAGUAUCUAUAAAUGUGUUACGAGAUGCACAUUUCAAGGCAAAAUCAAAUAUAAAUAUCAACAGCAUUUGAUCACCAAAUGGCAAAGUGUUUUAUAUGUGAGAAAAUAAAACUAGGCUUUAACUGUUCUUAUUUAUUAUCUGUAAAAUACCUGUAUGUAUAUGUGCCAAAAGGUUAGUUUGUAUAUAUUGCUGAAGUUAUCACGGCUAUAUGCAUAAUUAAAAAAAUAAGUGCCAAUUUUUCUAAAUGAGAAAUUAUCUAAAAAUUAUAUGAAAAAUGCUGCAAUGAAAAACCUUUUCCCCCUCCCCAAUACGCAUCUCCAUUUUGUACUACACUGAAAUAUGAAAGCUCAUUAAAAGUUAAUCUGGAAUAAAACCACUGGCAUGACUUUCUUUGGAAUAGGUGGGGAACUAUAACAGAUCAUACUUUCAGAAAGAAAUUGAGCAAUGCACUGGAAUAUAUGUGUGAAAUUAACACUUUCAUCCCGUCUGCAAGCAACAACCUGUCUCCAUAAACACGCCCUCUCUGAAUAGGAUGGGCAGUCCAUUCAUAUAAAUAAAAUCCCAGCAAAAUAUUGAGUAAAUGAAAACUUGGUGUGAUACAUUAGGGCAAUCCAUGGGAGGAAUCAGCCCUUUGCUGCUUCAAGGUAUUUCAAAUCAAUUGUUCAUAAGGUGCAAAUUGUCCUAGGAUCCCUACCAGAAGCUAAAUUAUGUAGAACGUUUGUGUGUUGCCUUAAAUCACUUGGCACUAAGGACAUACCUUACAUGCUGUUAACAGUUUCAUAUUAAUUAACUGUUGUGGCAUCCAUCAAAGAAUACCACCACCACCAUCACAAUUAUUUAUACCCUACCCAGUAAUCUGGGGAACCAGGUUCGCGUCUCCGCUCCAUCCAAACCCUUCAAACCCUUCUACCCAUCUGGCUGGGUUUCCCCAGCCACUCUGGACAGCUUCCAACAAAAUAUUAAAAAUACAAUAAAACAUUAAAAACUUCCCUAAACAGGGCUGCCUUCAAAUGUCUUCUAAAAGUCAGAUAGUUGUUUAUUUCCUUGACAUCUGAUGGGAGGACGUUUCACAGGGCGGGCGCCACUACCGAGAAGGCCCUCUGCCUGGUUCCAUGUAACCGCUUCUCACAGUGAGGGAACUGCCAGAAGACCCCACGGAGCUGGACUUCAGUGUCCGGGCUGAAUGAUGGGGGGUGGAGACGCUCCUUCAGAUAUACUGUGCCGAGGCUGUUUAGGGCUUUAAAGCUCAGCACCAACACUUUGA